Paramacrobiotus metropolitanus is the source of this 854-nucleotide messenger RNA. RefSeq lists its product as uncharacterized. The record is from RefSeq and is a predicted model, not a curated record. Bases 127 to 510 code for a protein of 127 amino acids. The transcript is spliced from 3 exons. NCBI's taxonomy places the organism in Eukaryota, Metazoa, Tardigrada, Eutardigrada, Parachela, Macrobiotidae.
GUUUCUCAGACACACAAAUUUGUAGUGUAGUAAGCACAACUGUAAGCCGUACAAUACGCUAUAUUCCGGUUUGACUAACUAGUACCAGAAACGUUAUCCAACAAUCCACUGAAUCUCCACGAGAACAUGGCAACCUUUUUAUCUUUGGUUUUUCUUGCCGGUUUUGCAACCGUCACAUACGGAGCAGGCGAUAGCAAAGGUAACAUGCUGGAAAUCAAAUCCCGCUCGGUCACCUGCGAUAACAAGAUCGCAUACACCGCCAGCAGAUCGGUGGACGAUUGUGCCAGCAAAUGCAAGAAAGAUGCCAAUUGCCGCUUCGCCUCUUACAAUAUCAAGGACAAAAAAUGCGGUCUCGUUCCUGCAAACUUUGACUGCACUUUCGGACGAGCUGACUCUAACGAAAACGAGUUAAUUGGAUUCGCCUACAAGAAAUUUUCCCAGCGCAGUGAUAUCUUCAUAGGUGCUGGACCGCUGCGGAACAAGAAAGGUCAAAACCGUGCUCGAGAGUAGCUAUGGAACAACGGACAAGGACUGCAAAGCUUUGUGCGAUAUCCAUCCCACCUGUAAAGUGGCUCAUUAUUCGGCCGGAAUGGGCAUGCAAGGCUGCACGCUGCUGGCAAAAGCGGAACCGUCCAACAAACUUUCCAGCCCACCACGGGGAACGGACAUUUAUUACGUCGCCGCAUAGUAGUACUUAUUUCGUACUUCCGCCGGUCGCUCUUACUUGUUACUUUGAUAAAUCCACUUACUGCAGAUGGUAUGGGGAACUUCAUAAUAAAAUCACAUCAAUGGACUAAUGCUGUUCUGAAAUGUAUUUUUAACGCCGGAGGCCGAUACAAGCGUACUCUGUAUCA